This is a messenger RNA of Caenorhabditis remanei, 270 nucleotides long. RefSeq lists its product as uncharacterized. Gene Ontology annotation, cellular component: mitochondrion. NCBI's taxonomy places the organism in Eukaryota, Metazoa, Nematoda, Chromadorea, Rhabditida, Rhabditidae. The coding region runs from base 1 to 270 and encodes 89 amino acids. The record is from RefSeq and is a predicted model, not a curated record. The transcript is spliced from 2 exons.
AUGCAUAUUUCCAUUCCAGAUGAAUCGCUUGGUAGUGAUUUCCGCUCGUCGCAUGGCGUCGGCCGCCCCGAAACCUCCACCGGAAUUGAGCACGCCGAGAAGGCGAGACAAGUCGCUGGCGGAAAACCGGACUGGUCUCUUUACAAAUGCGACGAUUAUCUGAAAUUCGAUAAAUAUUCGUACGCUCAUGCUGAAAUCACAAUGAACAAAUCACGUGUCCCACAGCCAACCAAUCGAAAAGCCGACGUUUUGCCAAAAGUUCGUGCUUAA